GGUGGGGGAGAGGGGAGGCAGCGAGCGAGAGGGCGAGGGGAGCGCGGGCGCUGAGCGGCGCUCACUUGGAGCGCGGCGAGCGAGCGAGACGAGCCUGAUCCAUGUCCCUCGCUGCCUCCCUGCCAGGCGCGCGAAGAUGAUGGCCAUGAACGCCAAGCAGCCUUUCGGCAUGCAUCCGGUGCUUCAAGAACCCAAAUUCUCCAGCCUGCACUCCGGUUCCGAGGCCAUGCGCCGAGUCUGUCUCCCAGCCCCGCAGCUGCAGGGUAAUAUAUUUGGAAGCUUUGAUGAGAGCCUGCUGGCACGCGCCGAAGCUCUGGCGGCGGUGGAUAUCGUCUCCCACGGCAAGAACCAUCCGUUCAAGCCCGACGCCACCUAUCAUACCAUGAGCAGCGUGCCCUGCACGUCCACUUCGUCCACCGUGCCCAUAUCCCACCCGGCCGCGCUCACCUCACACCCACACCACGCCGUGCACCAGGGCCUCGAGGGCGACCUGCUAGAGCACAUCUCUCCCACGCUGAGCGUGAGCGGUUUGGGCGCCCCCGAGCACUCGGUGAUGCCGGCGCAGAUCCACCCGCAUCACCUGGGCGCCAUGGGCCACCUGCACCAGGCCAUGGGCAUGAGUCACCCACACGCCGUGGCGCCUCACACCGCCAUGCCCGCGUGCCUCAGCGACGUGGAGUCGGACCCGCGAGAGCUCGAGGCCUUCGCCGAGCGCUUCAAGCAACGGCGCAUCAAGCUGGGAGUGACCCAGGCGGACGUGGGUGCGGCUCUAGCCAACCUCAAGAUCCCCGGCGUAGGCUCGCUCAGCCAGAGCACCAUUUGCAGGUUCGAGUCUCUCACUCUCUCCCACAACAACAUGAUCGCGCUCAAGCCGGUGCUCCAGGCCUGGCUGGAGGAAGCCGAGGCCGCCUAUCGAGAAAAAAACAGCAAGCCAGAGCUCUUCAACGGCAGUGAGCGGAAGCGCAAACGCACGUCCAUCGCAGCGCCGGAGAAGCGCUCGCUCGAGGCCUACUUCGCUAUUCAGCCGCGGCCCUCAUCCGAGAAGAUCGCGGCCAUUGCUGAGAAACUGGACCUUAAAAAGAACGUGGUGAGGGUCUGGUUUUGCAACCAGAGACAGAAACAGAAACGAAUGAAGUACUCGGCGGUCCACUGACUGCGGCGGGGCGCGGCGUCCGGGGCCGGGGCCGGGAGAGCGGAGUGUAUGCCACCCCCCAGAGUGUGUGUGUGGGGGGAAUGGUUAUGGGGAACUCCAAGACGUUUCCUGGCAGGUCAGGCUGUCUCCCCCGAUGCCACAGACUUUCCCCUUUAUCCUACCUGGUUGCCUCCCGGACUUCUCUUUCUCUUCUUUCCUUUCCAUUGCCACCUGAAAAGUUAUGGCGCUAAGAAAAAAAUUCCUGAAGGGCAGGCCCGGAGUGGCAGGCGCUGUCCGUGGUGCUGAAAAAUCUCCCUUGCGCGCUGGACUGCGAAACCACAGGGCAGGAGCCCCAAUGCAGGGGACAGUGAACUGGCCCCGACCACACUACUCCGGGGUGAAGGCGCCACUUUGCUAAGCGUGAUUAGACAAAGGUGAAGGGAUGGGAAGGCAGUGAUAAACACUAAUACAAAGUCUAACUGGGGCACAAACAUGUACUGGAGAUUUAUUUAGAGUAUAUAAAAUACAUGUAUGUUUCCAAAGGAUAGCCUUAUACUCCUUUCCUCUCCUAAAUUCUAUCCAUCUCAUCCUUUGGUUUGCUGUAAGUUCUCUAAGGUAGCACGGACUAGGUUCAGGGAAAGUGUGCGUGAAGUUGCGAGGUCCCAGCUGUUCUCUGCGGUAAGUCGGGCUCCCUAAAAGAUGGGCUCAAUUUUGGCGACUGAAAAUGCCGGGAUCUCAAAGCUGGUUGCAAGCAACUGCCGGCAACUGCUCUAGCGCAUCCUCCAAGAUCUGAUGGUGUUUGAGGGGGUGAUUACUGCCUGCUGGAGGGGUGGGAUUGGUAGUGUUCCGGUCGGACUGAGGACUCUCUGCCCCCAGCUCGCUCCUGCAGCCAGAUUUCCAGCGCAGCAUAGAGGCGGCUUUUCGAAAGUAAUUGUAACUUCUCUGGAUCAUAUGCAAGUCCUUCUAACACAUCUAACCUCAUUGCGAUUUUAUUAUUGUUGUUGUUGUUAGCAUUGUUAUUGGCUAUUAUUUAUUUAACUCUGCUUCUUUCCAUCCCCCUUACAUGGGUGUCUCCUGGUGGAGGUUCACUUGUGAUUUGGAGCGGAAAGAGGAGCCAGACUGCUGGCCUGGACCCUUCUCACCGCCCCUCCUCUGGCCCCACCACAUUUUAUCUUUCGUUGCUUCAUGUAAUUCGCGUGUUGCUGUGUGACCUUGGUUUUGUUCUCCAAAUAGAUACAAAUAAAACAUUAAGUUUUCUUCUCUAUUUACCCCUUGAAUUAACUCCUAAAAUAAAUGCUUUAUUUUUCAACCCGAA
This is a messenger RNA of Felis catus (domestic cat), 2447 nucleotides long. RefSeq names its product POU class 4 homeobox 3 (gene POU4F3). The record is from RefSeq and is a predicted model, not a curated record. NCBI's taxonomy places the organism in Eukaryota, Metazoa, Chordata, Mammalia, Carnivora, Felidae. Gene Ontology annotation, molecular function: RNA polymerase II cis-regulatory region sequence-specific DNA binding; DNA-binding transcription factor activity, RNA polymerase II-specific. Gene Ontology annotation, biological process: regulation of transcription by RNA polymerase II. Bases 137 to 1153 code for a protein of 338 amino acids. The transcript has 2 exons.